This is a messenger RNA of Drosophila rhopaloa, 384 nucleotides long. RefSeq lists its product as uncharacterized. NCBI's taxonomy places the organism in Eukaryota, Metazoa, Arthropoda, Insecta, Diptera, Drosophilidae. Gene Ontology annotation, molecular function: chitin binding. The transcript has a single exon. Bases 1 to 384 code for a protein of 127 amino acids. The record is from RefSeq and is a predicted model, not a curated record. Gene Ontology annotation, cellular component: extracellular region.
AUGUCUCAAAAUGUGAUUAGGCAACCCAUUCCCAAUGACUGUAAUCGAUUCUAUGAGACUCGCUUGCUGAGCUGUCCUCCGGAAUUUUAUUGGAACUCGGAAUUGAACCAAUGCAAAUUGCAGGCGCCUGCUGGAUGUUAUUUCACUUCUCCGGUACCAAAUUGGAGUGGCAGCUUUCACAACGACUCAAAGCCAAGUCCCGUGGCGGUCCAAGAAUCCCACAAUCUUAUGGAGGUAUGUGACAAAAAGUUGGGACAGAGGAUAGUUUACCCAGGCGACUGCACCCGCUUCAUCAUGUGCGAUUUUCUGCCCUUUGUGAUGAGCUGCCCGCAAUAUCUCUUUUGGAACUCCCAUCUACUCACUUGCGACAAAAUUUGUGUUUAA